This is a messenger RNA of Scheffersomyces stipitis CBS 6054, 1946 nucleotides long. RefSeq lists its product as uncharacterized. The record is from RefSeq and is a predicted model, not a curated record. The transcript is spliced from 4 exons. The coding region runs from base 7 to 1902 and encodes 631 amino acids. NCBI's taxonomy places the organism in Eukaryota, Fungi, Ascomycota, Pichiomycetes, Serinales, Debaryomycetaceae. Gene Ontology annotation, cellular component: cytoplasm.
GACGAUAUGGGAAUCCGACCCAUCAGACUAGCCAAGAGACAGGAGACACGAAAGUCGUCCACUUCCGCGACAUCCUCAGCUCAUCUGCUUCAACUCCGUCCAAUGCGCUUAGGAACUUCUACUACAGUUUCUGCCACAGCUUCUAUUGCUGAAAACACACCAACUUCGUCACUGUCUCAGACAAAAAGAUCUUCAAUUCAAAUUAAGAAUCUCCCGAUAGCUGUUUCACCGUUGAAGAAUACACAAGUAGACGAUAUGAUCUUUGCCAUCUGUGUAGUGGAUUUUCACCACCUGAGGGGCCCAGAAAUCCAAUGGUGGAAAUCCAACUACCAUCCGGAGUACACUCAGCUGCUCUUCAAGAACUUGUCGUUCCAAGCUUUACCAGAUGGAUCUCACUUGUUCGAAGAGACUUUCUCCAACUUCAACCUUGUGUAUGACUUCCAGAACUCAGAAUCCAUAGAUAACAUGCUGGACCUCAAUGAUUACCAAGGUGAUCCACGUCAUUUACGAACACUUUUCGGCUGUUCCUGUGUUAGACAAGUGAAAACUAGCGAUUUGUCACAAGAAGAAAGAGAUAGAAAUAAGGAUAUAACUCGCUCUAUAGUGCAGAAAGCUAUAGUGAUUAUAGUCAGAAAGCAACCCAUCUUCACUAAGAUCAGGGAGAAAUUGUCCAUAAUCACCAAGAGCUAUUUCCAGCAGGACAAUUUCAACAAUGUCGAGUUGUUGGAGAAUCUCUUUGACAACCUCAACAACACUUUCAAGCUAAUCGACAACGAGUUGGAGGAAAACACUAAAUUUACCUAUGAAUUCAGCGAACAACAGAAAUCUAUAGCCAAAGAAGAAGAGAAUUUCGUCAACUUGAACUUGAAGAACACCAUUCUCAAGUUCAAAGCCAACUUCUUAACCAUCUUCAAAAGCUUGUUGCUUGACAAGAAGAUUUUGAUUUUUUCCAACAGCAGCCUUGAGAUGUUGACUCAAUUUCAAAACAACCUCAUCAGCUUGAUCCCAAACUUAAUCAACAAUCUAGACAACUCUGGGUGUCCCUUAAUAGACUACGUGGAAACUAACGGACCAUUGGCAAAACCGAACUCUCUUAACACCACGAAUCGUAGAUCAAUGCUUAGAUUUUUUGGCUUGCCAUUGCAAAUUUUCAAUACUAAAAACGCAUUCUGGAAUCCAUAUCUUCCAUUACAGCAAUUGGAUGAAUUGACAGUCGAAAGUUUUAUGGUUGGUUGUAGCAACCUUUUGUUUGUCAACCAAGCUGAGAAAUACAAUAUCGAUCUCUUGAUUAACUUAGACACAUGCGAAAUAUCCUUCCCCAGUGGAAAGCAAGACGAACUAGGCUUGAGUCAUGCUGACAAAAAGUUCAUCAACCAUUUGAUAAACAACAUAGAGAACGAACGAGAUGACGAAUUCUUGGGAAAUGACGAUUACAUAAGAUACCAGUUCGAAGACUACUUGAACUCUCUCAUAUCUACCACCAGGUAUGCCCAGUAUGUAGACAAGUUCUCGCAGGCACCACCUGGGUUUGGCACCGGUGACGUAAACUUCGGUAACUUGAGCUUGUUCAACAUUAAGUUUGUUGAUAAGUGGCGUUUAUCUUACAACUAUAGAAUAUGGAAUGCCAUGGCAGAUGAGUUUAUUUUCAACUUCAUGGAUCCCAAACAUUUGGCUGUGGAGUUUCCAGAAACUCACGCUUCAUACAACUUGUCCAAUUUUUUCAGCUUCAAGCUUAAAGGCUCGACUGACCAGCAAUCAACAACCCACACGGCCAAUGACCCUAGACCUCAGAAGUUCAUUGCUGAUGAAAAGAUCAUUAGCAGUGACAAGUCUGCGGAGGAAACUAAACCUCAUCCUGCUAAGGCAGGCUGGACUUCGGGCUGGGGCUUCAAGAAGGGGUAAUUGACAAUAGGGAAUGCCAUAGCGAAUAAUAUACAUUAAAGUUG